Messenger RNA from Racocetra persica, 530 nucleotides. NCBI's taxonomy places the organism in Eukaryota, Fungi, Glomeromycota, Glomeromycetes, Diversisporales, Gigasporaceae. The record is from the annotation of a GenBank genome assembly.
ACAAAAAGACGACCUGACAUUGGAGAGAAUGAAGUCGCUAACGGACAAAGUAAUCCUACGAAACUAUUAUAUUGUUCAGAUUGGACGCCAAUUCCUGAGGCAAUAAGUGAUCGACCAUCAGAAAAUAAUGACCAAGUACUUGAAGUUAUAAGUAAUACGGGUAAUGCACUAUCAGAAGAUAAUGGAGAAAUCCCAGAAAAAGUCCUAAAUAAUGUGUCAUUAGAAAACAGCGAAAGCCUUGUCGUUGUAAUCGAUGCUGCAGCACCCGAUAAUGAUGUUGAAAGCCCUGGAGCCGUAAGUUAUGCGGAUAAUUAUGGUGAAGGAACGUACACAGUCAUUACGCCUUCAGUAACAAUUGGCCACUUUAAUGAAGAGAUACUAUAUUGGCCAUCAUAUGAAUCAACAUACAAAAAAAUUAAAAAUGAAAAGAAGUGGUAUCUGUCUUCAGGACGAAGCAUCGAGGAUGUCCUUUAUGCUUAUGCAUCACAAUUAAAUUAUAAACAACCGGCACAUUCUUUUAUUGUUGAUAC